Molecule: messenger RNA, 1445 nt
Organism: Cornus florida
Lineage: Eukaryota; Viridiplantae; Streptophyta; Magnoliopsida; Cornales; Cornaceae
Product: 12-oxophytodienoate reductase 2-like
Exons: 5
Coding region: 20-1156 (378 amino acids)
Molecular function (GO): FMN binding; oxidoreductase activity
Source: RefSeq, a predicted model, not a curated record
AGUGUUGAAAGGAAAAGAAAUGGAAAUGGAAAUUGAAAAGAAAGCAGUAGCAGAAGAAGGCCAAGAGCAUGAGUAUGGCCUCCAAGUCCCUCUUCUCACUCCAUACAAAUUGGGAAACUUCCAACUUUCCCAUAGAAUUGUUUUGGCGCCAUUGGGCAGGUUGAGAUCAUUCGGACAUGUUCCUCAGCCACCUGCUAUCUUGUACUAUUCCCAGAGAACCACCAAAGGGGGGCUUCUCAUAGCAGAGGCCACUGUAGUUUCUGCCACAAGCAAAGGGUACCCAGAUGCACCUGGUAUAUGGACAAAGGAGCAAGUAGAAGCCUGGAAACCCAUAGUGGAGGCUGUGCAUGACAAAGGUGGUAUCUUCUUUUGCCAGAUUUGGCAUGGGGGAAGAGCUGCAAAACAAGGUACUAUAUCUUGUACGGACAAGCCAGUGGCUCCUCAGCACCUUCAUGGUAUUGGUGCCGCCGAAUUUUCACCUCCACGACGCCUGACUGCAGAUGAAAUUCCCCAAGUUGUCAAUGAUUUUAAACUUGCUGCAAGGAACGCUAUGGAAGCUGGUUUCGACGGAGUUGAGAUCCAUGGGGCUCAUGGUUAUUUAAUAGACCAGUUUAUGAAAGACCAAGUCAAUGACCGCACAGACAAGUAUGGAGGCUCUAUGGAGAAUCGUUGCAGAUUCGCUAUAGAAAUAGUUGAAGCUAUCGCUAAUGAGAUAGGAGCAAAUAGAGUGGGAAUAAGGCUUUCUCCCUUUGCAAAUUACAUGGAAUCAGGAGACUCAAACCCGGAGGCUCUAGGCCUCUAUAUGGCUGAAUCAUUGAAUAAAUAUGGUAUUCUCUACUGUCACGUGGUUGAGCCUAGGAUGGAAACUAUGCUGGAACGAAAAGUUGAAUGCUUCCAUAGUCUUCUGCCCAUGAGAAAGGCUUUCAAUGGUACUUUCAUUGUUGCAGGGGGUUAUGAUAGGGAAGAAGGUAACAGAGCUGUGGCUGAGAACCGUACAGAUCUUGUUGCUUAUGGUCGGUUUUUCUUGGCUAAUCCAGAUUUGCCGAAGAGAUUCAAGCUUGAUGCUCCUCUCAAUAAAUACAAUAGAGACACAUUCGCCAUACCAGAUCCUGUUAUUGGCUACACUGAUUAUCCAUUUCUUGAAACAACUACUUAAAUUUUCUAUGCAGGAGAAUAUAUGUGAACACAAAAAAUUGUGUUAUAUAUCUUUUUUGUACGGAUGUUGUCAACACUCAUCCCCCUUGUGUGUAACUUUCUUUUGGUUUAACACAUAUUUUUUUUAUUUUUUUUAAUUAGGGUGACAGUAAAAUUUGAAGUCGUGAGAUUUAAAUUUGAUACCAUAGCAACUACCAUCCACUUCAAAAGUUAAAGUUGUUGGAGAGGGUUUUAAAUCCUUUAACACAUCUCAAAUCGAUUGUUAAACUUUUGAGAUGCUUCUUUUGUAC